UGUAGUAAAUGCUUAGAGUAGAGUGCUAGUCUACCGUAACGAUAGGGUGAGCUUUGCAGCUGCAGAAUAGACGUUAGCGGGACUACAAGUCCCAGCAGGCUCCGCAAAUCUCUUAUUGUACCCACGCUGCGGUUUGUGCCCUACUGUUAGAGUUCCCGACACCUCUGUUGGGAGCUGUAGAGGCUCACAGUUCCCCCUGUUCUUGUUCCUUACUGAAAUCUAUGGUCAUUACACGUGAGCACUGUAGCUGGAUUUGGAAAUCAGUGUCAGCGGGUUCCCCCUUCCCUGUGCGACUGGGACCGACAUUUGUGGGCCACGUUUACAGCUACUGUAGUUGAAAACAGAGAGUGGAAGCUGCUUUUCCUUUUGCGAAGAUGGCACUUAAACGUAUUCAGAAGGAGCUGACUGACUUGCAGCGGGAUCCACCAGCACAGUGUUCAGCAGGCCCAGUUGGUGAUGACUUGUUCCAUUGGCAGGCUACAAUCAUGGGACCGAAUGACAGUCCUUACCAAGGUGGUGUUUUCUUUCUGACUAUUCACUUUCCCACAGAUUAUCCUUUCAAGCCACCAAAGGUUGCAUUUACAACGAAGAUCUAUCAUCCAAAUAUUAACAGUAAUGGUAGUAUAUGCCUUGAUAUUCUGAGGUCACAAUGGUCGCCAGCACUAACUGUAUCCAAAGUUCUCUUGUCUAUCUGCUCGCUGCUGUGUGAUCCCAAUCCAGAUGACCCGUUGGUACCAGAAAUAGCACACACAUAUAAAGCAGACAGAGAAAAAUACAACAGACUAGCCAGAGAAUGGACACAAAAGUACGCAAUGUGAGGAGACAUGAACAAAAGAAUAAACAGACAAAAUUCUCUUAAUACAAACUUCAAUGCAACUAAAACCACAGACUGGCUCUGAAAUGUUUACUUUACACCUUGUGCCAUCUGCAGUGAAUUUUAUACUCUGGAAACAAGGAACACUGCAUUUCUGAGUGCUUCAGACUCUGAAUUACACUGUCACCUCCAUCAUGUCUUUUUUUGUUUGUUAUUUAUCAAAUGCCAACUGCACUGUUUGUCAAGAUCAUGUCUCUCCUAGAACUGGAACACACCCUUCCAUUAAUAAUAAUGUUUACUGUUUUAGAAAAUACCUGUGCCAUUGAAGAAGCCAAAGUUUGGGGCUGUUGUGGAAGGGAACAGCCUCGAGCUGUCAAAAUGUUUCACAGGUUUGCACUAAAGUUUUGCAGGAAAACGUAAACAUAGGUAUUGUUUUCACCAAGUGCUUUCUUUGAGCUGCAGAAAAUGGAUGUAGUAGCUGCACAAAGUUUCCAGUGAUGGAAUUUAAACAUCACCACUACUGUCAGAAUGUUAGUGAUGGUUACUUAACCAAAAUCCUUCCCCUCCCGACCAUGUGCUAUAUACCCUUCCUGUUAAAAGGUAUAGUAACCUAGCAUUCUUUUUCUUUAUGGAAGUUUGAGUCUGUGGCCAAGUGCUUUAAUGUACCUUAGAAACUGAAGAGCAAAGGAAUUUAGUAAAUAUACUAUAUAAACCAGUACCAGUUUUUAGGAGUUUCCUAGCCACUGUUUGAGGUAUCUAGUGGCUCUGUCACCUUCAGUACUGUCCAUAUCAUCUAGUAAUUCUUUAACUUUGCCACACUUUGUAAUAUACAUUUCUGCUUUCCUGAUUUGUUUUGAGUAAGUAACCAGUAACUUCUGAACCUCUUCAUUGCCCAAGGCAAUACCAUGCCAUCUUAAUUGUCCGUCAUGGCCAUAAUUCUCACCUGGACUGCUACCUAAAGUAAAGUAGAAAUGUUUGGGAGGUGGAAUUGUAAUCUUUGAAUUUGUAGUGGGUAGAACUGUGAUCCUUAAGCACUGGUCCACUAGUAUUAUAUUGCUAGAGUCAGAGAAAGCCUUUUUGCAGUUCAACUCAUAUCUGUUAAUCUGUUUUCUGUACUGCCCACAGCAGCCAGUAAUUCUGAAGGUAAGCAGACUUCUAAAAUUUAAAUCUGAAGACUUGCACUGUCUUCAGGUCUGCUGGCUUUGUUUAUGGGUUGUUCGGUAUUCUCAUCACUCUAAGAACAGAAGCCAUAUUUUGCAGUAGUAACGCAACAUUCUGUUGGAUCCACAACUUGUCCACUCUACCUUUUUACUGAUGGUCCUCGGAACACAUUUCUGUCUAAGUUUUACUGAUUCAGUGUUGUUGAAAGUUCACAAAAAAGAAGAUACCAUAUCAUUGUCUUUUGUGCCAUUUCUUAGCUGUGUGUGGUCUUGAGAAUCCUUGGUUUAAUGUAAAAGCUUUUUAUCUUCCUUCCUGAUGAGUUUUACCUUGUUGACUUUCUUUAUGUGCUGUUAUUACAAAGAUAAAAAUAGCAAACAGUACUUGAGGUUUUGUCAGAUUAGGGCUUUUUGCAGUGUAUUGUGCAUACGUUCAUAGCAUAACUUGGGUAUUUUGCCGUCAGUGAUACUCAGGGUAGAUAAAUGAUUCCCUCAGUAAGAAAAUCUUCUGUAAGUAAUUUGAAGACCUGUGUGCGUAUUUCUUUGAAAAAAAGAAAAUAGAAAGCGUCUCCUAGACUUUGACCUUGAA
Messenger RNA from Protopterus annectens (West African lungfish), 2560 nucleotides. RefSeq names its product ubiquitin-conjugating enzyme E2 D4. Lineage: Eukaryota; Metazoa; Chordata; Ceratodontiformes; Protopteridae. Bases 375 to 818 code for a protein of 147 amino acids. Gene Ontology annotation, biological process: ubiquitin-dependent protein catabolic process; protein polyubiquitination. The transcript has 7 exons. Gene Ontology annotation, cellular component: nucleus. Gene Ontology annotation, molecular function: ubiquitin conjugating enzyme activity. The record is from RefSeq and is a predicted model, not a curated record.